GGACUACUCUUCAGUCUGGAGGGAAGCUCAAGUGCUGAAGUACAAAGUAAACUCGGUAGGCUGUUUCGUAUGAGAGAUUUUGGUGAGUACCGUUGUUCUUGCUUGUUAUAUUGUGUAUUAUUCGUAAUGAGUGUGCUAAGACUCGUAUUUAUUUGUCAAUGUCUACAUAGGAUUACUGAAUGUGUCACUUAUGUUACUCAAUGCACCCUUUCCGCGAACUUCCAUCUGUAACACAAAACGGCUAUUCAAAUCACAUUAUUCAGAGUUCGCUUACUGAGUCACCUAUCAAUCCCCAUUUUGGAAAGUAUAGCUAUAGAUCUGGUAUGACAGUAACAACGGAUGGUUACGCUCCUCAGGCCACAUAUCACUAUCAUGGACAUAAUACCCACCACAAUCAUAUCCAUCAUGGAGUACAGCAUCAUGUUCAUUCUGAUCCUGGUAAUCUUUUCCCACUCAACGUAGUACAAGAAAGUGCUCAAGGCCGUGUAUGGGAUGUCUGGACCCAUAAUUUCCAUGAAGGCAUGCGCCUUGUUCGUAGACUUGUUCGAGAUUGUCGAUAUGUUGCUGUAGAUACUGAAUUUCCUGGUGUUGUUGCAAAAGUGUUUGGUGAAUAUGCAAACAGUUUUGAACAAGCAUAUCACAAUAUAAAAGUUAACAUUGAUAUGUUGAAACCUAUACAAAUAGGAUUUAGCUUUUUCGAUGAAAGUGGGCAAACUUUAGAUUCUGUUUCAACUGUUCAAUUUAAUAUCAAAUGGAAUGUUGACAAUGAAAUGCAUGCAGCCGAUUCUAUUCAAUUACUAGAAGUUUCUGGUAUAGAUUUUGAAAAAUUAAAAAGAACAGGAAUUGAGUUAAGUGAUUUUGCAGAAGCAUUUCUUACCAGUGGUCUUCCACUGAAUGAUAAAAUAACAUGGAUUGGAUUUCAUAGUGCAUAUGAUUUCGCUUAUAUGAUGAAGAUAUGUACAGAUUGGAUGAGAAUGCCGGAUAAUGUUUUAGAAUUCCAAAAGUUGUUGCUUAUUUUCUUCCCUCGAAUAGUCGAUUUAAAAUCAAUGAUGAGUGAACAUAAAUUCCCUAAAAGUGGAUUACAAGAACUAGCAGAUUUAAUGCGUGUACCACGUAUCGGUUUACAACAUCAAGCUGGAAGUGAUGCAAUGUUAACUGGAGAAACAUUUUUCAGAUUUUUAGAGGUAUUCUUAUUCCUAGUGUUUUACAUAUAUAUAUAAUAACUUAAUUUAGGAGCAUGGUGGUGGAAAAAUUGAUCAAAAAGUAUUAAAUCUUGUCUAUGGAUUAAAUUAUUGUCCAAAUGGUGUCUCUAAUACUUGGAUGCAAAUGAAUGGUUCAAGUCCUCAACCUGAAAAUGAUUCAACUAAUCAUAAUAUCACAUAUUCAUCAAUUUAUCGUAAUAAUGUUCACAGUGCUGAUCAUUCGGGUCGUACUUCGCCUGCCGAUUCUACAAGUGGUCAUAAGAGUAGUUAAAAAGUGUAUAAGCAUCAUCAUACUUCUCCUUUCUUUUUAUAACUUGAAAAAUAGGAUGAAUAGUGAUGUUGUAAAUUUCAAUCCUUUGACUUAUUACUUAUUGGUUAGCAUUUGUUUUCUGCAUUUUGUAAUCUAGAUCUCUGUCAUUGAUUGAAAUGUUUAAGCAUCAUUAUUCAACCUAUUUUAAAAGUUAUAAUCAGUUGAGUAUGUUGAUAUUUUCAAUUCACAUUAUAAUAACCUUUUUUCUUCUUUCUCUCUUCCUAAUGUGAUAUAUACUUUAAACUAUGUUGAAUAUUACAACCGGUGUUGUGUACCUGGUUCAUUUGUCAACAGUCGAAUAUCAAUCUCAUUUCUGUUGUAUAACUAACGCUUUGUGCAGCUAUAUUUUUCAAUGUGGAUAUUAGCGUAAUCUGUUCAUAAAUGAUAGUUUUAUUUCAUGUGUACUUAUCCAUGUAUAUAUAUACAACAUAAAUGUUAUAAUUACUAAAAAAAAGAAAUACAUUUUACUAAUUUUUCUUUUUGUCAGGAAAAAAA
Heterobilharzia americana is the source of this 2007-nucleotide messenger RNA. The record is from the annotation of a GenBank genome assembly. NCBI's taxonomy places the organism in Eukaryota, Metazoa, Platyhelminthes, Trematoda, Strigeidida, Schistosomatidae.